UUGUCGACUCCGAAGCAUUCUGAAAAUCUACCGUACAUCUUCGAAGUGAAGCCUACAAUCGUGCAGAAAUAGACUCGACCAAUGAGAGAACGCUUGUAAUAAGGAUAAAAUGGUUUCGACGUUGCUGGAAUUGUUGAUUUUGACACCCGUUGAAGCUACACCCAGCAAGUUUAACUUGUAAGACAUGAAAGUGGUCCGGACCUUUCGAGAGUGUUCGACGGCAAUGGACGGUUCAACUUUUGCUCACUCGACAACUCUCAAAUGAAGUCACAAAAAAGUUUGGGAAAAACUUGGAAGAAUAAUUCAAAAUGAUCAAGAUAACGGCCGCAACCCUCGCUCUAUUGCUUACUUCUCUUUGGUCGACCAAAACUGACGCUUGGACAUCGACCUCGCCAGCGUUUGCUGCAACACGACGUUCCCUCAACACUCGUUUGUACGACAUCCACGGGUCAGACGACAAAAUCAAGUCUCCCUUCGAAGCCAGCUCAGAUGCUGCUGAAAAUCUUAUCGAUGGCGCACGCGAUGCAUCGGAGAAAGCGUCGAACGCGGCCAACAAUGCCAAGGCCAAGGCGGACCAUGAAAGAGAGGCUGUUGUGCAAAACGCUAAAGACGCUUUUCAAGAGACGCAGGACUUCGCGGAGUCCAGGGCUCAAGAUAUGGAAAGCAAUGCGGAACAAGCUAAGGGGAAGGCGCAGGAUAUCUUAGAGGAUACCACCAAUGAUGCGGAACAAGCCACCAAGGACGCUCAGCAUUUCGUUGAUAGGAAGCGUCAAGAUACGCAAGACUUUUUCAGCGAAAAAGCAGAAGACGCUACUGAGUUUGCACAGGAUAAAACUGGAGAAACCAAGGAUGCUUUUCGUGAUGCAGCGGACAAGACCAGAAAUGCGGUCGACAAAAGUUUUGGAACGGAAAAGAAAUAAAUGACACGUUUGGAGAUAGUGUUGUAGCGACAAAUAUCUCUGCAUCCAAACGUGUUGAAUUGUCAGAACUGGAAAUUUUGACAAAAGGACGCCACCGUUGCGGCUAAGACAUAGUAAACAACCCCUUCUUCCUAAUCUUUA
This is a messenger RNA of Phaeodactylum tricornutum CCAP 1055/1, 1061 nucleotides long. RefSeq lists its product with no specific name. The coding region runs from base 309 to 920 and encodes 203 amino acids. The transcript has a single exon. NCBI's taxonomy places the organism in Eukaryota, Bacillariophyta, Bacillariophyceae, Surirellales, Neidiaceae. The record is from RefSeq and is a predicted model, not a curated record.